AACGGCGCGCGCAGCAACUGUCAAAUACGACGUUAUACAGCGAUGAAAUACGUCUCCAAAAUUGAUGUGAAAAUAACGUUAUUUUAACAAACUUCCGAAACUUAAUGAGUUGAUACAACAAUUGUUUCGUGGUCUACUAAUAAUUUUCAAAAUUAUAGUAUGUCGUGAGAGGCUGCAGGUGUUUAUUUGGGUGCGGAAACCAGGUUACCGCAGCCCUACUCGUUCUAUGUCAUUGUGUGUUGUGUUUACAAAAAAUCUUAGGCCAAAAUAAUGAGACGAAAGUUAAUGUAAUUAUGGUGUCAGUGUGUGUUAAGUGUAUACAGUGUAUAACAAAUUAUUGUAAUGAGCGAGCAUGUUUAGCAAAAGAGCAUUAUAAAUAAAAACAAUGAAAGAUAAAGAUGUCGAGAUGCCUGCGGAUAUUCGGAGCUUACUCCUUCAGGUUGACAAGGAAACACUCGACCAUACUUCUCAUAGGUUUCUUCAUACUAACCAUAACCGCAGUACUUCAGAUGUACGCGUACAGACACCACGAGCACCCACUCCCACAGCGGAGGGUCGGUGAUUUUAGCUACAGCCCAGGCGCCUUUUUAAGAGGCCGCCAGCCCGGGAACAUGAGUUUUUGCAUGUUCAACUAUGGCCUGCCGAAUACUCUCAGAUGGAGGUCAAUCUCAGUACUGCCGUCCCCUGAAACUGGCAGCAGAAGCCACUACGGUGUUAUCUACAAUGCCAUCACGGGUAUGGCGUUCCUUAACACCAGCAAAGUUGACGCAGUGACGUAUGUUACUCAAGCGACCCCAGAAUUUCUCUAUCAUGUAGUGGAAAUCGCAAAGUUUUGGGAUGGUCCUAUCAGUCUUGCUACAUUUGUACCUAGCUACGAUCUAGACAUUGCUAUGCAAAUAUUAGACCACUUAUGCCAUUGUUACCCGAUGAUGGCUAAAGUUUCAGUCCAUUUAUUUUUCCCAAAACGUUUGUUACCCAAGUUAAGAACUUUGAAAGAGAGAAGAAAGUUUUUAACCACACCACCUCCGCCAGUUCAGAUGGUAAAUAUAACGACGAAAGAAUUAUUGAGACAGAAAUUAGAGAACUAUCGCAAGUUGAACAAUAAGACUAGAGCAGAAUACAUACAGAGAGCGCGAAAGAAUAAAAUAGAACGUAUGAUGUUAAAGCUUCCAGAUUCAGGAUUCGUUGUUCCUGACUUUAGAUUUGAGGAUUGUGCAGGACAAAACAUAGAUUAUACAAAUACAUAUAGACGAUCAACAUUGAUGAUGUAUCCAAUAAACGUUGGUAGGAAUGUUGCGAGAAACGCGUCGACGACCAAUUAUUUCUUAGUGUCUGAUAUAGAAAUGGUGCCGAGUCAUGGUUUGGCGCCGAAAUUUUUGAAGAUGAUUCGAAAAUUAAUGGGAGAUGAGAAAAGGGACGCUGGCUGUGUGUUUGCUAAGACUGUGUUUGUCGUACCUCUGUUUGAAGUGGAGAGAGGAGAGAAAAUCCCGCACGAAAAAGUGACGUUAAUUCAAAUGAUAGCCACGAACCGAGCGACAUACUUCCACCAGCGAGUGUGUCCUCAUUGCCAGCGGUUUCCAGGACUCCAGACCUGGCUUAUGAGACCCUCGAAAAAUGUUUUAGAGCCCAUGCUGAUAGCCAAGCGAGAGUACCCGUACCACAGAUGGGAGCCGCUCUACUUCGGCACUAACAAGGAGCCCUGGUACAGCGAAGCCCUAUCCUGGGAGGGUCGGCAGGACAAGAUGACACAGAUGUUGGAGAUGUGCCUUCAACAAUAUCGGAUGGUGGUACUCGACGGAGGUUUCCUCUCCCACGCAGCCAUCCCCAGGUCCAAGCGCCACAGGAAAAGAGCCGAAAAUAUCAAUACAAAGAAGUAUAUGAAAAUCAUCAAGUGGUUCAAAGAGAAAUAUGAGGAACGACAGGAGUGUAAGUUACUCUGGGGCUGCCCAUCUUAUGUGAAAUAGUCACACAGACGCAAGUGACUGGUUAAAUGUUUGGAGUUCCUCAAGGAGCAAUAUUGGGUCCUUUGUGAAACUUGGAUAGGAUUUGCGAAUAGAUUGACCUGGCGAAAUAUAACCCGGUAAUUGAUUUAAGGCACUAUACUCACGAUUCUUACUGCUUUUUCAAUAAAACACGUGCAACAACCCAGCAAUGUACGAAUCUGACAUUUGCAAUUUUUGUACCUAGACGUUCAUCACGCAAUUUUUUUCUUGAUACACAAGAGCUUGAUAAAAUCUCCUGUAAUAUAUUAUGUAAAUGAUAUUCAAGGUUACAUGUCUUGAACAGUGAAGUUCUAGACCUGACUCCGGUAAAUAUGCAAAUGUAAGAGCGGUAAUGUUGAUAUUAUACAAAGUGUACCAAAUAGAUGGAAUAUGUUUAUUCGAAAUAAGGAACAUUGCAUGACUUUGAAUGUAAUAUUUUCCGAUUCUUGAUGCUAAUGAGCUUAUGAAAUUGAUGCAGAUUUUCGUUUAGAUUCCAAGCCUAUAAGAUUAUUGAUUCAAAACAUAGUAUUUUAUCAGAUACGAUAAAUAGCUUACAGUUAAGGUGACUUCAGACAUGCUAGUUGGUUAUUGCAGUUGUGAUAUUGGUUCUCGUUUUGAAGU
Messenger RNA from Helicoverpa armigera (cotton bollworm), 2603 nucleotides. RefSeq lists its product as uncharacterized. NCBI's taxonomy places the organism in Eukaryota, Metazoa, Arthropoda, Insecta, Lepidoptera, Noctuidae. The transcript is spliced from 4 exons. The coding region runs from base 399 to 1964 and encodes 521 amino acids. The record is from RefSeq and is a predicted model, not a curated record.